AGCUUUCCACAAAAUCUGCUUUGCACUUUCCAAAAACGAUUUUUCAACCCUGAAACAGAAAUAUUUGAAAAAUUGAUCAAGAGCAAUUUUCAGCAUAAGUGAUACCAGGAAAUCACUUAUUUGCGGAAGGACACAUCCCGUACCGGCAAGCCAGGGGGCGCGUCAGUCGCGAAACAUUUUGGGUGGCGGCCGGUGAGCUCCGAGCUUGUGUGGUGUGGACUGCUUGUGGACUAAAUCAUCACAUCAAAAUGUCUUGGCAACAGUACGUAGACGAUCAGCUCAUCGGCACCAAAAUUAUUGAUGAAGCGUGUCUAGCGGGUCAUGAUGGAGUCAUCUGGGCGACGAGUCCCGGCCUCGGCGCGCAGCCCGAUCAGAUCAAAACCCUGGUGCAGGCAAUGGACAACUCAGACGUAGUGACCACCAACGGCUUCAGCAUAGGCGACAUGAAGUACGUCUACCUCUCCAGCAUCCCCGGCAAAGUGAUCCGGGGCAAGGCCAAGGGACAAAAGUCCGGCGUCCACGUUUGCCUGACCAAGCAAGCCAUCAUCGUCGGCCGGUACAGCGACCCCGUCACCGGCGGAGAGGCCGCCAAAGUUGUGGAAAACCUAGGCGAUUACUUGACGGGCGUCGGCUAUUAAAUGGACGCUGCGUGAUGUGGCUGAGCCUGCCGUGACGGCGCGAGCAGCCGGGGGCAGCCGGCGCCGCCCCCGCGCCUCUCCUCUCUAUCUCUCUAUCUCGGCCGGCACGCGCACAACGGGCCGUCACAUUCCAGGUCUGCGGGCGAGCUGUGACGGCGCGCGGCCGCCGUGCGUCACCCGGCGCGCCGCGCGCCCGGCCGCCCCCCUUCCAGCGCCGCCCAGCCGCUCCGCUCCCCAAACACACAACGUACACACAUACACACACGCCCAGUUUUGUAAUAUUGUUUUGUAAGUGCGCGCGCGUGCUGCCGGGCGCGCGCGCGCGGCGUGGGGCGGUCGGCUCUCCUCCGUUGUUCAUCAGUCCAGUCUUGGCGAUGCUAAAUUCUUUCCAGGCGCCGGCGCGCCAGUGCAAGUGGGCGCGCGGGCGGGCCGACUGUGCGUGCGCGCGCGCGCGCGAGUGAGAGAGCGAGCGAGUGUGGCCGCUGGGCGUGACUGGGUGGGCGGCACUGCGAGUGAGCGCGCGGGCAGUGCCGCCGCCGGGCCGGACGGAUGGACGGAACGACCUGCAAGGUCAAUCGGAAGGAACUCUGAUAAAACGCGUGAUCCAGCGAGGCGACAAAGUCAGCUUAACUAUACUUAAGUGAUGUUAAAACGAGAUAAUUAUCCGAUCUGAAUCAGUCAGGCUUCCUCUUCUGUGAAUAACCGUGUGGUGUGAUUUUACUUGCAGUCAACGGAGUUCGUUUAAAUUUGUAUCAAAAAUCGUUUCUUCCAACAGGGUUCUUGCUUCUAUAUUCCGGUUCUGGAAUAUAUAUCGCUUGCCUAGUUUUGUAUCCUCGUUAAGCAAUGUAUUCUGGGUCCCGUUAUGUUUUUGUACUAAGCGAUUGAAGGCCCCCAAAUAAAUUUAUUCGAAAGA
Messenger RNA from Amphibalanus amphitrite, 1551 nucleotides. RefSeq names its product profilin-like. Lineage: Eukaryota; Metazoa; Arthropoda; Thecostraca; Balanomorpha; Balanidae. The record is from RefSeq and is a predicted model, not a curated record. The coding region runs from base 249 to 638 and encodes 129 amino acids. Gene Ontology annotation, molecular function: actin monomer binding. Gene Ontology annotation, cellular component: cell cortex. The transcript has 5 exons.